UUGUUCAAUAUCGUUGUUUCUUGACAUUCCGUGACCCAACCAGAAUGUGUUCAUCUUUUGAAGAAUGCUUAUACAAACUUUCAGAACAUUGUAUAAAAAGUAAAUCACCUUAUUCUAGAAGAGAGAUUGAUGAUUUAAAAGAUGUUUUUAAACAUAUGAAAAAGUACAAAAGUGAUUUCUCUGCCAUUAAUUGUUGGUUUAAUUUACAGGGAAGCCUCCUCUCCCUGGAAUGUUUGUGGCAACUCCAGACACUUAACUUCAUUCAUUUUACCUCGUACAUAUACUUCAAUGCUGACUCAGUAGUUCAGUUGAGUGAAGACUUCGAGACCCUGAUCUGGUGCCAAGACGAUGCUGUCAGAGAUGACCUCUCCGAGUGUGUGGCGACCCUGCUGAGAGUGUUGGUCAACCUGGGAGGUCACACACCCAGGGACAUUUGCAAGCCUGGACAACAGCUGUUGACUCUGAUUUUGGAGAAGUUUGUAGACAGAUUACUACGAGAUCCAUUUUCAGUCGACGAACCCAUUCCAUUUCUCCCUUGCCUUUUAGCCAGCGAGGAAGUUGUACCAUCUAGACUACGGGUGUUCUGCCUGUCUUUGAUUCGGAUGAUGGUCCAAGUAGAUCCAGGAGCUGUGACUGUGCAAGAAGCAAUUGAAUGCCAAGCGGAAAAAUUCACAACAGCAAAGUCACCACCUCUCAUUUCACAAGUUUUUAAAGAGGUGCUAUCAAGCGUAACAGCUGAAGAUUUCAUUGAGGAGUUAAAGUUUUGCAUUACUUCUCUACAAGAACAAUUCAACUGGUGUUGGCUGCUGACGGCAGUGUCUGUGUUCGUUCUGUCGUCAGUAAAAGGAAUUGCAUCUCUAAAAGGUGUGACGGAGGAGUGGGUGGGUCAGGCGUGUGCCAACAGGGAUGCCAACCUUCUCUCCUCGGCUCUAUUGAUCGCGAGGCAGUGUUGUGCUGAGAGCCCAGUCAAGUUUUGUUCGUAUAGCGCUUGGUUCGGAGGCUUACAAGUGCGACCCGCCUCUGCAUUCGCUUACUUCUUUGAAUUUCUAUCUGAGCUUGUGCCUCACGAACCUGUUCUGUGUCUCAAGAUUCAUGUGAACAAAUUGCCAUCCCCUCCACCCAACUGUCAUAGCGUGAUAGCCGACUAUGUAGUCUUGGCCAAGACUCGAUUGGCAGACCUUCGUCAGUCUACAGACUACCUAGGACUGUUUGGAGAGUACACCACCACUGAACAGGAGGGCCGAAAGUCGGAUGUGGCAAAGGUGUUGGCUCACUUUAAACAAACCAAAGAAAUAAUGAAAAUAGUUCUGGAGGCAUCUGUGUUCAGGCGACAAUUUUACGAGGAUGUUUUCUUGACUGAACUGUUAAAGGAUAGUGAUGAAGAACUUGUUGAACUAAUUGAAAAAUUAUACUCAAUGGGGAAGAUUCCUCACGGUAUGUACAGCCGGUGGAAACAGUCUCAUAUGUGA
Messenger RNA from Macrosteles quadrilineatus (aster leafhopper), 1469 nucleotides. RefSeq names its product Fanconi anemia group A protein homolog. Gene Ontology annotation, cellular component: Fanconi anaemia nuclear complex. NCBI's taxonomy places the organism in Eukaryota, Metazoa, Arthropoda, Insecta, Hemiptera, Cicadellidae. Gene Ontology annotation, biological process: interstrand cross-link repair. The record is from RefSeq and is a predicted model, not a curated record. Bases 45 to 1469 code for a protein of 474 amino acids. The transcript is spliced from 9 exons.